Molecule: messenger RNA, 2516 nt
Organism: Acyrthosiphon pisum (pea aphid)
Lineage: Eukaryota; Metazoa; Arthropoda; Insecta; Hemiptera; Aphididae
Exons: 2
Coding region: 1195-1692 (165 amino acids)
Source: RefSeq, a predicted model, not a curated record
GAAGCGAGAUGGAAAUACUAAUAUAUCAUUUCACAGGUAAUAAUUAUAAUAAUAUAAAUAAUUUAAUACUAAUUAAGUUAAUUAUAAAUUUAAAUUCAAUCGUAUGUAUAAAAUAAAUAUUAUUUUGUUUGGGAAUGAAUCCUUUGUACCUACAGUUUUAAUUUACAAGUUGCAAUAUUUUUAAAUAUUCAAAUGAAAUGACCAAUAGUUACGGCAAUACCUCAAAAAUUGUUUGCUCAGUUAGCAUACUUUCAAACAAAAAUAUAGAUUUUACUCUAAUUUUUAGAUUUCCAAAAGACCCAGAGCUACAAAAUAAGUGGACUCUAAAGUGUAGAAGAGGAGAUAGAAUGAAUCCUUGUUUAUCAUAUAUGUGUUCUGAACAUUUUAGUGAUGAUGCAUAUGUUCGAGAUCUUAAAGCCGAACUCUUAGCAUACACUCCUAAAUGUCGAAAAUUAAAACCUGAUGCCAUGCCUACCCUAAAUUUACCAGAAGACUAUGCCCACAGUAAUGUAGCAUCAACAUCAUCAUCUAGUCGUAGAAGUAGAAUGGAAUUAAGAAAAAAAAAAACAGGUGAUUAUAAUUAUAUUAUGUUAUCAUUAAUUACUAAUAAAUAUUGAUGUUAUCUAAAUAUAAUUUUAUUGUGGCUUAAUUUUGUGUUAAAAUAAAUCAUUUUAAUUUUUCAUAAUUUAAAUAAGUUGAAUAUAUAUAUAUUUUUUUAUCAAAGUGUCUUUAUCUGUUAUAGGAUCAUGAUGAUUUAAUAACUUCAGUUAUGAAUACUGAUACGAAUUGGCCUUCUGAUGUAUCUAGUUUCCACAGUAAUGAUUGAUGAUGAUUCCACACUUCCACCAAAUCCCAAUUAUGAACAAAUGUACAACGAACUACUUAAAAAAUAUGAAGUCUUACAAAAUGAAUCUAAUAUAAACUCUCAUAAACAUGAACAAUCUAAAAAAGAACCUGUUAUUGAUUAUCAAAAAAUCAAUCAAUCCCUCAGAUCCUCAAAACAACAUUUACAGACAGCAAACUCACUUUUAACAAAAAAUAAUAAAGAACUGACAAAAGAAAUUAAAUUGCUUUCUAAGAACAAAAGAUUUGAAAAUAAAUUGUGUAUCUGAAAAUAUUGAUGACAGUGAAAAUUCUGUAGAUACAAAUAGUGAUAAUGAGUCAAUAGUAAAUAACUGUGACAAUAAAAUUGAAAUGGUUCAAGAUGCAGUUGAAUACUUGGCAGGAUGGGUAGCUAAGACAUUUAAACUCAAAUUUCCUGAGCUUUGUUCAACAACAACAGAACAACAUUUAAAUGAAAGUUCCCAUGGACAUGAUUAUGGGAUACUUCCAUGGAUAAAUCACUUAUUCUAUGGUGGCUUAAUAGUUCCCAGUGAAGAAUUUAAAAAUAAUAUUUUAAGAAUAGAAAGACUUUUUAAUAAAAUCACCAAACAUAAAAUUCCUGAAGGACAAGGAGUAGUUAAAAAAUUAACAAAAAAAAUAUUUAAUAGAAUGGAAAUGCCCGAAAAGUAUUAUCCUGUUGUGCAGAAAUAUGUAAAACAAAGGAUUCUCAUACGAAUGAAGUAUUUAAACCACCACAGUAAUUUACUCAACAAAAAAAGAAAAGCUAAAGCAAAUCUGCAACGACUUCAAAAACUUAGAAGACUUAUGAGUUAUGACAUAAUUUUUAAAGAAUUAUCAUGCAAUUUUUAAUUAUUAUAAUUUUUGUAUAUAUUAUCCUAUUUUAUGUAUUAUUUUGUAUAUUAAAAUAAUUUAGUUUUAAUUUUUGUAAUUGAUUUAUCUGUAAUAUACUUAGUAGAAUAGUACCUACUCUAAAUAUCAACAGAAAAAUGAUCACACACUACAUAUUUAUAAAGGAGUUUUAAAGAAGGAGUCGUCUCAUAGCAAUAUUUUAUCAUAAUUAUACAAUUCUACGUAAGUAAUAACUAUAUAAAAGUCAAACUUUUUAACUCAAUUCAAAUAGUUGAAUUACAAUUUUGGAUUAACAAAAAAAUUUAGUUAGAUACAAUUCGUAAAAUAUAAAAAAUAGUUAAAUAAUAUUAUUUUGAUUGUUGUCUAUUAUUGGUGUAAUUAAAACCUGUCCAAAAGAAUAGCGAAAAAUAACGAAUUAUAUUACCCAUAAAGCAUAAUAUUUCUAAGGAAUAAAAUAAAUAUUCAAUAAAAAUACAUCGAUAUUAAUAAUAGCAGUAAAUCAAUAAGUAUAAUAAAAAAAAAAAUACCAAUCAUAAAAAUAAAGAUAAAAAGUACCUAUAUGUUUUGACAGCAUUUAUCAACGCGCCGCCUUGAAUUUUGUACUUCACGUGACGUCAGUAGAUAAGGAAUGGUGCGGGGUGAUCGAUUUAUUUACAUGACUAUGAGGCAACCUCUAUUAUCUAUAAACCUUGGAAUAUGGAAUAUUUUAUAAAAUUAUAAAUAUGUAUUGCAAUCAUUACUUAAUUCUUUUUAAGUAAGAAUUAAAAUGUUAUUGCAACGUAAAACAUGACAAUAAACAAACUCUGUUAGGUAUAUAAAAAUAA